Messenger RNA from Sorghum bicolor (sorghum), 1651 nucleotides. RefSeq names its product AMSH-like ubiquitin thioesterase 2. NCBI's taxonomy places the organism in Eukaryota, Viridiplantae, Streptophyta, Magnoliopsida, Poales, Poaceae. Gene Ontology annotation, cellular component: endosome; membrane. The record is from RefSeq and is a predicted model, not a curated record. Gene Ontology annotation, biological process: protein K63-linked deubiquitination. The transcript has 9 exons. Gene Ontology annotation, molecular function: metal-dependent deubiquitinase activity; protein binding; K63-linked deubiquitinase activity. Bases 378 to 1202 code for a protein of 274 amino acids.
UCCGGAACUCUCCCUCGCUCUCGCCCGCCCAGCGCCCCCCCGUCUUUGUGAUGUGUGCAGCAUGCACGACGGCGACGUGGUGCCGUGCGUGCGCCAGUCCAUUUCCUGAGCGGAGCCCGGCGUGGGGUGGAUUCUUCGUGUUCGCGUCAGAAUAACGGCAGCCCAGCGCCAGCAGCACAGCACUCUCGUCGCUCGCCUUUCCCCAACUUUUCUCCCCCACUCCGCCAGACGGACGGCCACUCGCCUCCCUCGCUGAAGCCUUCAACUGCCUCUACGCUCUCUCUCGCCAAUCCUUCCCACCCCACCGAUCGCUCCUGAAGCGGCUCAACUGCCUCCGGAUUUUCUCGAGGCUGAAAUUUUGGUGUCCUGCUCCAGCCAUGGGUAGCAGGAGAUACGACAUCGAUACGAGGAGAUGUGGGAUUCACUCAGCACCAACUAAAUCAAUGUAUCUGGAUGCUCAACAAGUUGUCAACUGCCAAGCCACAGUGAGAGACCACGAUGUUGGUUCCUGCGCUGUGAAGCAUCACUUCCCGUCUCCAAUUGUAUCUUGGAUAGAAGAUCUUUCAAGCUUUGGCAAUGCUUCUUUUGGCCCUGACUCUGAGUAUGUGGAUGAGCAAGCCAGAGCUUCGGUGGGACAGUCUUCGACAUCAAGUAAUUUGCAUGACAUGCAAAUAUCAGUGAGAUUGACAGACGAAUUCAUGGAGCUUGCAAAGGAGAAUACAAGCAAAAAUCUAGAGACUUGUGGAAUUCUUGGUGCUUCAUUUAGGGAUGGAACUUACUUUGUGACAAUGUUGAUUAUACCGAAGCAAGAAGGAACUGCUCACUCAUGUCAGGCCGUUAGUGAGGAGGAGAUACAUGCCGUGUUAUCAGAGCAGUCACUUUACCCUGCAGGAUGGAUUCAUACUCAUCCUUCACAAACAUGCUUUCUAUCAUCGAUCGAUUUGCAUACUCAGUACUCUUACCAGGUUAUGCUACCAGAGGCUGUUGCAAUUGUGGUCGCACCCACAGAUCCAACCAGGAGUUAUGGAAUAUUCAGGCUGACUGAUCCUGGAGGGAUGGAUGUGCUUAGGGAGUGUGAUGAAAGUGGGUUCCACACUCACCGAGAGACAACCAAUGGCAGUCCAAUCUAUGAAACCUGCUCGAAAGUGCACUUCAACCCCAAUUUGCGGUUUGAGAUUGUUGACCUGCGCUCUGGUCAAUGAUCAAUGGAGCUAAAGCUAUAGCAGCAUGUGCUUCUUUAUGCUCCCUCUUUGGCAGAAUUACAUACCAUAGAGCUUGUUGAAUGCCUGAUAGGUAUAGUGGUAGCACCAAACCGGAACCAAGAUGCUCAUGGUACUUUCUGUCAUAUGGUGAUAGCACCAAACCUCUGGCAUCGUCGCUGGUAUUCGUCAGAAGAAAGGAGUAAUUGAAAACUAGCACUGGUUGUCUUCAAUCUGGCUGUUCGGUCUGCCUUUGAGCUGGUAUUGUAAGUAGUACUGUAUAUAACAUACAACUGGGGCUAAAAUACACUAAUUAACUUGGUCUGGAGUCUGGACUGAAGUGUGAUUGUAACAUAGCGGUCGACUGUGGCACAGCCAAAUUACUUGCUGAUUUGUCAGUGAUCGAAGUAUGAAAAAUACACUAAUUUGGCAGUUCCCAAAUUAUGAAAUAA